Brienomyrus brachyistius is the source of this 4403-nucleotide messenger RNA. RefSeq names its product RNA binding motif protein 15B (gene rbm15b). Gene Ontology annotation, molecular function: mRNA binding. Lineage: Eukaryota; Metazoa; Chordata; Actinopteri; Osteoglossiformes; Mormyridae. The transcript has a single exon. The record is from RefSeq and is a predicted model, not a curated record. Gene Ontology annotation, biological process: regulation of alternative mRNA splicing, via spliceosome. Gene Ontology annotation, cellular component: nucleus. The coding region runs from base 460 to 2916 and encodes 818 amino acids.
AAACUGGAUUUAAAAUAUAAACUACUAAGUUUUUCCAGUACUGGGCACGUGAACUUAAGGCAUUCGCUCAAGAUACAGCCAGUUUACUAUCAAACAGGUAACAAGACUACACGUAAUACUUGACCAUGACAUCCUCCUGCCCAAACUUGGACGUACGACGUAUGACGUCGGUCUCCACACGCUACGUCGAAACUAACCCCUCCCACAGGCGAAGCGCGCACAUUCCUUUUGUCCAAGAUGGCGGCCUAGGUGCGGGCUGACUGAUGCUAGCUAGAAUGUUUUAAAAAAUAUACUUUAAAACAAGCUCAAAAAAGCUUCUGAUGUCUUAAACACCCGCUGCUGUUUGAUCGUUUCUGCAGUUGAGUACCGUUUACGGAAAUUAUUGGAAUUGCAUUCGGAGCGGGUUGUUGUUUUUGUAGCCGCAAGAAAAAAGUUUGAGCAUCAUUUGAAAAAAGAAAAAUGAAGAGGCAGGCCGAGCGGGACUCGAGUCCUGCUAGAGCUGUUGCUAAAAGAAUGAGAGACAGAGAUCGGGACCGAGAUGGGAGUCGCCGAGAGGACGGCCCUCCUCCGCCGCUGGCCGUGCUGCUCGCUGAGAGCCGGAAUUACCACAAGCAUCAGGCUCGGAGUCGAAGCAGGGAGCGGGAGAAGCCCCGACUUCGGGAGGAGCGCGGCAGCGGGGACCCUCACCACCGACAGCACCUCCACGACCUCGGAUUGAUCGGCCGGCCGCCCUUGCGAACCACAGCCGUGCUACCCAAGAGUAAAGCGGCCGCGGAGCUGCUCAGCGCCCGAGGCAUCGGGGGCUUGGAGUACAAGACACUACUUAUCAGCAACCUGGGCUCGCAGCUGUCCGACGAGCAUGUGGAGGACGGGCUCUUCCACGAGUUCAAGAAGUUCGGCGACGUGAGCGUCAAGCUCUCCCACACUCCAGAGCUCGGCCGGGUUGCCUAUGUGAAUUUCAGGCAUCCAGACAACGCAAAGGAGGCGAGACACUCCAAAGCCAGGUUAGUCCUGUACGACCGGCCGCUUAAAGUGGAGCCCCUGUACCUGAGACGCCGGAGCUGCACGCCGCCUGACGUUGGGUAUAUGCCUUUACACGGGGCUUACCAGUACAGACAGCGGUCCCUUUCGCCUGGACCGGGAGUGAGUAACAUUAGAGAGGGCAGGCUCCGACAUUAUGCCGUUGAGGGACUGGGACUGAGCCGGGAGCGGGAGAGGUCUUUAGAUUACUACACUAUGCUGGACGAGAGGGGGCGGUCCUAUCCGUACCAGCUACCAGAAGAGGACUUGAAACCUGAGGAUGACCAGAGAGCGACCAGGAACCUGUUCAUAGGCAAUCUGGACCACAACGUGUCCGAGGGAGAGCUGAGGAGGGGUUUUGACAAGUAUGGCAUCAUUGAGGAGGUGGUGAUCAAGCGGCCAGCUCGCGGGCAAGGUGGGGCAUAUGCCUUUCUGAAGUUCCAGAACCUAGACAUGGCUCACAGGGCCAAGGUGGCCAUGCAGGGCCGGGUCAUCGGCGGCAAUCCGGUGAAAAUAGGCUAUGGGAAGGCCAAUCCCACCACAAGGCUCUGGGUGGGGGGGCUUGGCCCCAGCACGUCUCUGGCGGCCCUGGCCCGUGAGUUCGACCGCUUCGGCAGCAUCAGGACCAUCGACUACGUCAAGGGCGACAGCUUCGCCUACAUCCAGUAUGAGAGCUUGGACGCUGCGCAGGCUGCCUGUGCCCAGAUGAGGGGUUUCCCCUUGGGUGGUCCCGAGCGGCGGCUGCGCGUGGACUUUGCCAAGGCAGAGGAAGUGCGCGGCUAUCCUCCACAAUACCAGUCGCCCGUGGUGCUGCCUGGCCACUACGACACGGUCUCCGAUGGAUACGGCCGGCACCACAGCCUGGAGCGAGAACUCAGGGCCCGUGACCGUACGCCGACCCAUGGGGUCUUUAGUGACCGCGAGAGGGGCCUGUCGGACAGGGACUGGACCAGCCCACCCAAGGGACUGGAGCGGAGGAAUAGCUCGGAUGCCUUUGGCAGGGGCCGGGCCCGCAGCCGGAGCCGGGAGCGCUGGCCCCGUGAGCGGGAGGGCAAAGCUUGGGAGGAGCGGCGCAAGCGCAGAAGUGCCUCCAGCGACCGGCAGACGGAGGAGCGGGUGAGGCCCAAAGCCCGGGGCUCAGCGGCCGCCUCCCCCGAUCACAGCCCCGACCGAUCCAGGGGGAGGUCCUCAGAACCUGGUGCGGAGCCCAAGGAACUGACUCCGGACAGCAGCCGUCACUCCAGCGAGGACCGGCUGGUGCGGGGUGGGGCGGAGGGAGACCGCAACCACCGGAUGGGGGAGAGUGAAGGGGAAUCUCAGGGCAACGCGGAGCCUAAAACAGAUGGCAAGAAGCCGAGCACGCUGUCAGAGUACGCGCAGACGCUGACGCAGGUGUGGCAGGGCGCUCUGGUGCUCAAGAACAGUUGCUUCCUCACCAACAUGCACAUGCUGGAAGGGGGGGCUGCCUUCCUCAGCUCCCUUAUGAGAGACAACAACGCCCAGGGUGGCAAGAUCCUCCAGCUGAAGAUCGCCCAGCGCCUGCGCCUAGACCAGCCCAAGCUGGAUGAGGUGACUCGGCGCAUUAAACUGGGCAGUCCAGAUGCAUACGCUGUGCUGCUGGCCGUGCAGGGCCCCGUCGAUAAGGACGCGCCCCCUCCGGAACCCGGCCUGCAAAGACGCCUGCUGCGCAACCUGGUUACAUACCUCAGGAACAAGCAAGCUGCCGGCGUCAUCGGCCUGCCCCUAGGGGGCGCCAAGGACCGUGAGAUGAGUGGGAUGCUGUAUGCCUUCCCUCCUUGCGAAUUCUCCCAGCAGUACCUCCAGGAGGCCCUGAGGACUUUGGGCAAGGUCGAGGAGGAGCAUCUUGUGAUUGUUAUCGUCAGGGACUCGGUUUGAGAACCCACCCUCUAUCGGAUGUAGUUUUUUUUUUUGUACAGACAUUUCCACUAAAUAAGCUCAUGGGUUUUUAGACUGAAUGAAACAAGCAAGCCUGCAUCACCUCCAAAAGGACUCCUGUGAUUUAUUGAUGCUAAGAGGUGUGGGCUUAUUCCUCCAAGCGAAAUUGUGAAACUGACCUGACAGUUGUCUCCAGUCAAGUCUUGAUUACUAAUAUAAAGUUUCACUUUAUUCCCCCCCCCCCCCCCCCCAUUAUAUUAACGCUAAUACAUUUCAGUUGAUGUUCAUUGUUCCAAAAAUGGAAUUUUUAUGCAGACUGACUAGGGUUUUAACUCUGAUUGUAGAAAGGGUGUUUCCUGUACUGAGGUCGAUCUUAUAUUUUAUUAACAUCAUUCCAGAAAUUAAUGUACAAUCUUUAAAAAAAAAAAAACUUGUUUCAAGUACUGCAUGCAGGAGGUUUUUGAAUAUUUUGGCCGACGAUCCAGUUUAAUGGAUUCUUAUUGGACAGAAGUGUAAGUGGUUACAGGGCUGUGGUUUUUAAAAAGCUGUUUUGUACUGUAUCUCUACGUCUGUCUGUGCGUCAGUGUUUUUAACUGUUGUCCUGUAUUUUUUUUUAAUUCUGUGUGUUUUGUUUCUCUUCCACAAGAUUAUAGCAACCAGAAUGUAACACUAAAGACUGCAGAUCCCACUCAUCUGGAAAGCAAAUUGUUUAUUUUUGUUUUUUUUUUUAAUUAUUUAAACCGGAGAAGCAAUUCAGUGUGAGGAUAAGUCAGCAUUAAACUACCUCUACAGUGCUUAUCAAAUGUUACUCCUCAGUUAUUAUAAACACUACAGAUAAGUUCUGUUCCCGUCCCUCCCAGAAACUUUCUAGUGCCGCGCCAGUAAGCCUAAAUAGUCAGAGUGAUUUAUUAUUGAAACACUAUUGAAUAAAGAAAGAGAACAGCAUUUCUUUUUUUUUCCUCCCACUUAGGAAUUAAAAUGUUUAUCGAACCCAAAGCAGAUAUGCGAUCGUCUUGGCCAGCAGAGGUCACUGUUUAGUAAUCAUUUGCUUUUUGUUUUUAAAUAAGGUUUUCCGUUCUCUCCUCCACAAUCUGAUGUUUCCUCCGGCUGUUUUCCAUGCGGCCCCAUUGCCAGUUAAAUAGCCAACGUACUGAGGAAGAUCGGAAGGUGCGGGUCCGUGCGGGCCUUUCUGCAUCGGGACUGAAGACGUGAAGUUUCUCCUGGUGCGAUCUCUGCUGUAGUCGCUGGCAGGUGGCGCUCUCUUCAGUUGCCAAGGGUUUUCGUGAAGUCCACCGUCCCCUUGUGCGUAUUGCACAACACGGAGACUGCGUCCUUGUUAACAGCUUAAUAAUGUUACGUUUGACAUUUUAGAACAACUAAAAGGUAUCUUACACAAUCUGUUUUUAUAUUUCAAUUAGGUUUUUCUUUUGUAUUUUAACUGUAUGCUGUAUGAAACUCAGUAAACAUUUUAAUGUUCCCAUUUUUAA